GUGCCCGCUCUGCUGCGCCGUGCGUGCGCACUUCUACCCUGGUUGGGGCGCUCGGGGCUCGCGGCUGCACCAUGGACAUUAACCAGCCCAAGCAGGAGCACCUGCUGGCCCUGAAAGUGAUGAGGUUAACAAAGCCUACCUUAUUCACUAAUAUUCCAGUGACUUGUGAAGAAAGAGAUUUGCCAGGUAAUCUAUUUCACCAGCUCAUGAAAGAUGAUCCUUCUACUGUAAAAGGAGCAGAAGCUUUGAUGCUAGGAGAAAUGCUGACUUUGCCUCAAAAUUUUGGAAAUAUAUUUCUGGGAGAAACAUUUUCCAGUUACAUUAGUGUACAUAAUGAUAGUAAUCAAGUUGUCAAGGACAUACUGGUGAAGGCUGAUCUUCAGACAAGUUCUCAGCGCUUGAACCUGUCAGCUUCUACUGCUGCAGUGGCAGAACUUAAACCUGACUGCUGUAUUGAUGAUGUGAUUCAUCAUGAAGUGAAGGAAAUAGGAACGCACAUCUUAGUUUGUGCAGUAAGUUAUACUACGCAAACAGGAGAGAAGAUGUACUUCAGAAAGUUCUUCAAAUUUCAGGUACUCAAACCACUAGAUGUGAAAACCAAAUUCUACAAUGCAGAGAGUGACCUCAGUUCUGUGACAGACGAAGUGUUUCUGGAAGCUCAGAUUCAGAAUAUCACUACCUCUCCAAUGUUUAUGGAGAAGGUUUCUUUAGAGCCAUCCAUCAUGUACAACGUUGCAGAACUGAACACAGUUGACUCAGCACGGGAGAGUGAGUCAACUUUUGGCUCAAGAACUUAUUUACAACCUAUGGACACACGUCAGUAUUUAUACUGCCUGAAACCAAAGCAGGAAUUUGCAGAGAAAGCUGGAGUAAUAAAAGGUGUCACUGUGAUUGGUAAACUAGAUAUCGUAUGGAAAACAAAUCUAGGUGAGCGAGGAAGAUUGCAAACCAGCCAGCUUCAAAGAAUGGCUCCUGGUUAUGGUGAUGUAAGGCUUUCUCUGGAGACAAUACCAGACACCGUGAAUUUGGAAGAGCCUUUUGAUAUUACAUGUAAAAUAACAAAUUGCAGCAGUGAAAGGACUAUGGAUCUGGUUUUAGAAAUGUGCAAUACUAAUUCCAUCCACUGGUGUGGAGUUUCAGGAAGACAACUUGGAAAAUUACACCCAAGUUCCUCUCUCCGUCUUGCACUUACGUUAUUGUCUUCAGUGCAGGGAUUGCAAAGUGUCUCUGGCUUAAGGCUUACUGACACAUUUUUGAAGAGAACAUAUGAAUAUGAUGAUAUUGCACAAGUCUGUGUUGUUUCUUCAAAAGUCAAACAAGAAAGCUGAAGAAAAGUUUUAUUUCUGCUGUUUGUUUUUUGGACCAACUUCUUGUGUUUUUGCAGUUGAAUCAUAUUGUGUGAAGAGAAGAAAAACCCCGAUAUACCCGUAAGCACAAGUUGCUUAUUUAAUUUCUCUCAGCAUCUUUCUGAAUGUUUUAAUAUCUCCUGAAAAGAUGCAUAUGCAUCUUAAUGAAAAUAAAGCCUUUGAAAAAAGCGUA
Tympanuchus pallidicinctus (lesser prairie-chicken) is the source of this 1539-nucleotide messenger RNA. It is a transcript of the gene TRAPPC13, whose product is annotated as trafficking protein particle complex subunit 13. Gene Ontology annotation, cellular component: TRAPPIII protein complex. NCBI's taxonomy places the organism in Eukaryota, Metazoa, Chordata, Aves, Galliformes, Phasianidae. The record is from RefSeq and is a predicted model, not a curated record. The transcript has 13 exons. Bases 72 to 1328 code for a protein of 418 amino acids.